Cryphonectria parasitica EP155 is the source of this 2382-nucleotide messenger RNA. RefSeq lists its product as uncharacterized. NCBI's taxonomy places the organism in Eukaryota, Fungi, Ascomycota, Sordariomycetes, Diaporthales, Cryphonectriaceae. The transcript has 4 exons. The record is from RefSeq and is a predicted model, not a curated record. Gene Ontology annotation, cellular component: nucleolus; nuclear exosome (RNase complex). Gene Ontology annotation, biological process: nuclear polyadenylation-dependent CUT catabolic process; nuclear polyadenylation-dependent antisense transcript catabolic process; nuclear polyadenylation-dependent snoRNA catabolic process. Gene Ontology annotation, molecular function: nucleotide binding; nucleic acid binding; 3'-5'-RNA exonuclease activity. Bases 1 to 2382 code for a protein of 793 amino acids.
AUGGAUGCCUCGCAGGACUUCAAGUCCUUGCAGGACAAGGUCCAGGCUGCCCUGGUAUCGACCACCCGAACCGUCAACCAGAUCGCGAGCGAGGAUCUCAGCUUCCUGCGCACGGCAGACCCUACGACUGGCGACCGCCUCGAGGAACAUUCAACCCAUCUACUCGGCCUCUCCACCGAGGUCAUCAACACUGCCGCCAAGGCGAAUGGUCAGAAACCAGUCGGAGAGCUCGAAGAUGCAGAGGACGCCGAGAUUCAGUGGACCAGCAUAGUAGAUGUGAUCGACGGCCUCCUCGAGAAGGGCGAUAUCGCCCUCGACGAAUACACCGGGCGGGUCAAGAGGAAGAGCGACUUUCCUGAGCCCGUGGGACCCUCCAAGAAGACCAAGACAACCGAUCGAAAUGAGCCUAACUGGCGGCGCGCCAACAUCGUCAAGCCCCAGAAUGCGUUCGAAAAGAAGGUCGAUAACUUUGCAACUGGGCCCUGGAAACCUCUCUUGACCAGCAAGCCCCAUGCUACGGUGCCAUUGCAGGACAGCCUCGAUAUCUUUGUAGACGAAAAUGGACAAGAACAAUAUAAACAUCCGUACGAAAUAGAGAUCUCCAACCUACAAUAUCCCGCGACCACCUACGCCAAGCGUGACGCCGUCCCGUACCAACCGAUCGAGACGACAUCUCCUAUAUGGGUCGACACCUACGAGGGCGUUCUCGAGAUGCUGGAAGAGCUCAGACAGGCAACAGAAAUCGCGGUUGACCUGGAGCACCAUGACCUCCGCACCUACCACGGCCUAUUGUCUCUCAUGCAGAUUAGCACUCAGCAGAAGGAUUGGGUCAUCGACACGCUGCGACCGUGGCGACACAAGCUGGAGGUUCUUAACGAGGUCUUCGCCGACCCCAAGAUCCUGAAAGUCUUCCACGGUGCCUUUAUGGAUAUCAUCUGGUUGCAAAGAGACUUGGGGCUGUAUAUCGUCGGCCUCUUCGAUACCUACCACGCCAGUGUUGCUCUCAAUUAUCCCCAGAGGAGCCUGGCCUACCUUCUCAAGACCUUUGUCGAUUUUGAUGCAGAUAAAAAGUAUCAGAUGGCAGAUUGGAGAAUACGACCAUUGACGGAUGAGAUGCUUUACUAUGCCCGCUGCGACACUCACUAUCUCCUCUACGUUUACGAUCUCAUGCGAAACGAGCUCAUCGAUCGAUCCGACGUCAGCGAUCCGGAAAAGAACCUGCUUGAAUCUGCUCUUCGGAGGUCCAAGGAGACAUCCCUCGACAGAUACACCAGUUGGGCGCCCGAUCCCACCACAGGCGAGGGAGCCAGAGGCUGGGCUAAUAGCCUACAAAAGAGUUAUACUAGACUUGAUGGCCCCCAGUUUUCCGUCUACCGUGCGGUCCACAAGUGGCGCGAUGAUUUGGCUCGACAGGAAGAUGAGAGCCCCAUGUUCAUCAUGCCGCAACAGGUAUUGAUGGAGAUCGCGAAGCUCCUGCCGAGCGAUCCCAAAGCCCUGUGGAGCCUUCUGGGCUGGAGAUGCGCCGCCAAAGUACAGCAGUCGCUUGAUGAGCUAUUUGAGCUGGUCACGACGGCGAAGGAGGCGGGCGCGAAUGGCCCCAGCUCCGUUGAGCAUUUCAGGGCCGGUCUCGCUGGCAACACGGUGGCAGCUGUUGCGCAGAGAGAGUUCGGCAGGAGUGAGCAGGCUGAGCUGGACCUUCCGCCAGUUAACGAGCUUCGGAGCCAAAAGUCGCAGCUUUUUGGCUCAAUGCCCGUCAGCAGUCUCUGGGAGCAUUCCGUGAAGCCUGUGGAAGACGUCAGCAGCAAGCUUAUCCCCCUGCCUUGGACGUCUAUUGUCCAGGAAGCGGCUGAGACUGCAGAUAUGAUACCUCUUGUGGAUCCGCCAGCACCGCCUGCCAAAGAGGAACCAGUCAUAGAUGACACCGAGUUUACGCUGCGCCAAGGACGGAAGCGCAAGCUCGAGAAUCUCCAAAGCGAGGAGUCGGAAGAGGAAGAGGAAGGCGGUGCAGCGCUCGAGUCCCAGGAUAUGAUCUCUCUCGACGUAGAAGAGAGCCCAGGCGAGCGAAAGGCGCGAAAGAAGGCCGACAAGAAAGCCAAGAAGAAUGCAGCGAGGGCCAUGAGGGUCCAGGCCAAGGUCGACAACGCGGCGCGGGUCAGUAUGAGAGCGCCCAAGGACAACAAGAUCGAGGAGGACGAGACGCCGUUUGAUUACGGCAAUGCCCAGUCAGUCUUACACGCCCAGAGGGCUCUGAUGAGCAACCGGGAAGACAAGGGUAAGAAGGCCUUUGACCCGUACGCGGCGCGUAUGACCGCAGAGGGCCCCAAGCCGGCAAGACGCAUGCACUCAGAAAGGCCGGGCAAGACUGCCACUUUCAGGAAAUGA